Messenger RNA from Theobroma umbraticum, 2890 nucleotides. Its product is annotated as Tetratricopeptide repeat (TPR)-like superfamily protein. Lineage: Eukaryota; Viridiplantae; Streptophyta; Magnoliopsida; Malvales; Malvaceae. Gene Ontology annotation, biological process: RNA processing; mitochondrion organization. Gene Ontology annotation, cellular component: mitochondrion. The record is from RefSeq and is a predicted model, not a curated record. Gene Ontology annotation, molecular function: protein binding; mRNA binding.
UUUGAAGAAGGGGUUUGUCCACCAGCACUCCUCUUCCAACUGUCAAAAAGCCUCCACUGGCAUUGCUCCCUCUUCUCCACUCUCCUCCCUCGGAUGAAAUGACUACUCUACCCCACCCAUGUCCUCUCAAACUCACUCUCCACUCGCCCCACUCCACUCACUCCACUCGCCCCAAGUCCCUAGUCCUCUGCAAGAAACGCAAGAACGACACCGCGUUCGAGGAGCAGAAAUCCGGCUUCGUCGACUACGACAAGGGCCAGCACGAGGUCUCCACUCGGGUGAGUGGACUCAGGAAGGCCGAUAUACCUAAACGGUACCGUUUGCGUGUGGAAGGCGACCGCUUCCAAAAGGACUGGACCGUGUCCGAGGUCGUCGACCAAAUUCUGGAGCUUAAUCAUUGGGAAAACGUCGAACCGGUGCUGAACCGGUGGGUUGGCCGUUUUGCUAGGAAAAAUUUCCCGUUUCUCAUCAAGGAGCUGACGCAAAGCGGUGCAAUUGAACAUAGUGUAAAAGUAUUUGACUGGAUGAAAAAUCAAAAGAACUACUGUGCGCGAAACGAUAUCUACAAUAUGAUGAUAAGAUUACAUGCUAGACAUAAUCGGACGGAUCAAGCACGUGGUUUGUUUUUCGAAAUGCAGAAGUGGAGGUGCAAACCUGAUGCUGAGACAUACAAUGCUCUUAUCCAUGCACAUGGUCGAGCAGGUCAAUGGCGCUGGGCUAUGAAUAUCUUGGAAGACAUGCUCAGUGCAGCUAUCCCUCCAAGUCGAUCAACCUAUAACAACUUGAUCAACGCUUGUGGAUCUAGUGGAAAUUGGAGAGAAGCUCUGAAGGUUUGCAAGAAAAUGACAGAAAAUGGAGUUGGGCCAGAUCUGGUUACACACAACAUCGUAUUGUCUGCAUAUAAGAACGGGGCUCAGUAUUCAAAAGCUUUGUCUUAUUUUGAACUGAUGAAAGGAACAAAUAUUCGCCCUGACACAACUACCCUAAAUAUUGUGAUAAAUUGCCUGGUGAAGCUUGGACAAUAUGGAAAAGCUAUUGAUAUUUUUAAUUCCAUGAGAGAAAAGAGAGCAGAUUGCCACCCUGACAUUGUUACAUUCACCAGCAUCAUUCAUCUGUAUUCUGUUAGUGGACAGAUGGAAAAUUGUAAGGCUGUGUUUAAUACAAUGCUUGCAGAAGGUAUAAGACCCAAUAUUGUUACAUAUAACACACUAAUGGCUGCAUAUGCUUCACACGGAAUGAGUGAAGAGGCAUUUGCAGUUUUUGAGCAGAUAAAACAAAAUGGUUUUCGUCCAGAUGUUGUUUCUUUUACUUCUUUACUGAAUGCUUAUGGAAGAUCACUGCAGCCUGACAAAGCUAGGGAAGUUUUUGUCAUAAUGAAGAGAGAUAAUUGCAAACCUAAUCUUGUAAGCUAUAAUGCAUUGAUUGAUGCCUAUGGAUCUAAUGGUUUAUUAGCCGAGGCUGUGGAAGUCUUGCGUCAUAUGGAGCAAGAUGGUAUUCACCCAAACAUAGUCUCAAUUUGCACCCUCUUGGCUGCCUGUGGGCGCAGUGGGCAAAAGGUGAAGAUUGAUGCUGUACUUUCAGCAGCUGAGUUACGAGGUAUCAUGCUGAACACAGUUGCCUACAAUUCAGCAAUUGGAAGCUAUAUGAAUGUCGGAGAGUUUGAGAAGGCUGUAGCUUUGUACAAAUCCAUGAGGAAAAAGAAUGUCAUACCAGAUUCCGUUACUUAUACAGUAUUGAUAAGUGGUUGCUGUAAAAUGUCAAAAUAUGGUGAGGCUCUAGGCUUUCUUGCUGAUAUGGUGGCUUUAAAACUUCCUCUAACCAAGGAGGUGUACUCAUCUCUUAUUUGCAUUUACAGUAAACAGGGCCAAGUUGCUGAAGCAGAAUCAAUGUUCAACAUGAUGAAGGUUGCCGGUUGUUGUCCUGAUGUUGUUGCAUAUACUGCAAUGCUGCAUGCAUACAAUGCUGCAGAAAAGUGGGAAAAAGCUUGCGCACUAUUUCUAGAUAUGGAAACAAAUGACAUCCAACCUGAUUCUGUAGCAUGUUCAGCUCUAAUGAGAGCUUUUAAUAAGGGAGGACGACCAUCCAAGGUUCUUGUUUUGGCAGAGUAUAUGAGAGAGAAAGCAAUCCCUUUAAAUGAUGCUAUUUUCUUUGAAAUGGUGUCAGCUUGUAGCAUGUUACGAGAUUGGAAGACCACAAUGGACCUGAUCAAACUAAUGGAGCCCUCGUUCCCUUUAGUUUCCAUUGGACUAAUGAAUCAGCUUCUUCAUCUGGUUGGAAAAAGUGGAAAAAUUGAGCCUAUGAUGAAGCUGUUUUACAAGAUAAUAGCAUCAGGUGCUGCAGUCAACUUCAAUACAUAUUCAAUCUUGUUGAAGAAUCUUUUGGCUGCUGGAAAUUGGCGAAAAUAUAUUGAGGUUCUUCAGUGGAUGGAGGAUGCUGGAAUUCAACCUUCAAAUGGGAUGUUUGUUGAUAUAGUCUCCUUUUCACAGAAAGGUUGUGGGGCUGAAUAUGCAGAUAAAAUACGAGAAAGACUGGAAUCCAUGAGAGCAUCUGGGGAUCAAAAUUCAAGCGGCAUGGUUGCAUCUCCUCUGUCAACCUCGCCAUUGAUUGUUGGAUCAGAGGUGUGAAGCUACAAUUGGAGAGGGGCCACUGGUGGCAGUUUAUUGUUGAGAAGUAACAUCUCUUACUUCUCAGAAUAUAGUAAGGGUAGAAGCCUACUAAACCCAAAUUUUAUUGUGAGGAAUCAACUGUAAUUAUGCAUAGUUUAUUGGAAUUUCAUUCAAGUGGAAGGGGAAUAUUUUGAUUUGUAUUUUGAUUUGUAAUUUUUUUCAAUUACAAUAUAUAGUGAUAUUUGUUAAUAUUUUUUUAAAAAAUAAUGUAUUGUAUUAACAAA